Molecule: messenger RNA, 2798 nt
Organism: Rhododendron vialii
Lineage: Eukaryota; Viridiplantae; Streptophyta; Magnoliopsida; Ericales; Ericaceae
Product: receptor-like cytosolic serine/threonine-protein kinase RBK2
Exons: 9
Coding region: 1114-2517 (467 amino acids)
Biological process (GO): protein phosphorylation
Molecular function (GO): ATP binding; protein kinase activity
Source: RefSeq, a predicted model, not a curated record
GGCGGGUCUAGAGAUUUAGCAUCGGAGGGUCACCUGUCAACCUACUAAAGUACUAAUCGUGAUCUUGGAAUUUUUCCUACAAUCAAGCACAAUCAGAAAUAGGGGUUUGUGUUUACUGUUUUUAUAUUGAUGACAAGGGCCCUUUUCACAAAUUAAAAAUAUUUUCAGGGUAUCUUACUAAUACAGCAUGGAUACCACUUUACCUGGAUAAUUUUGAAGUGGACAAAUGCGAAUUUCUAUUAAUAUGUAGGAAAAAUGUCCAAAUGCACGAUGGUGACUAGUGUCCUGUAACUCUCAUGGAAAAUGUAAUGAAAAUGAUCUCCUGCCAAUUGGGUAAACGACAAAAAAUUGAUAUUCUGUUAGAUGUAAGAUGUGGAUUUGUGAUAUAAUAUUUCAUGUGAUGGUGAGACUGAGGAGGUGCAGUGCUGGGCUAUCGAACAGAUUGGGACCAGGAUUUGAGUUUGACACUGGCCUGGCAGGAGCAUAAGUGAUACUGUGUUCAUCCUUCCAUUUCAAUACUACUUAACUAACAAAUUUUUUUUUGUUCUUCUGGUUGUGGCUGCUCCGUGCAUAUUUUGGCCUAUCAGUGUAGAUAUUAAAGCAUUGUGCAUUCCAUAUUUACUGGUCCUUUCUUGAGGGUGCAGUAUUUCUACAUACAUUUUCCAGAUAUAUGGAUCAGGACAUAUCCUUCUCACCAGGUGCGGAUUCCCCAGCAUGAACCCCAUUAUGGGACCCUCCCUUUGUUUUAGGGUCGUGUGUGGUACGUGCACAUAUUUUUCUAAUUUGAAACCGUUUCCACAAGGGUAAGGGUAGGUUCAACCUCAUCUCAACCUGAUUGUCGGACUCUCCCCUUGUGAGAGGUCUGUCUCAAGAUAUGUGUCCAAAAGUUGUGCUUCUAUCCUUUCUCAUUAUAGUGAUUAUAAUGAACUGUCUAGUGCCGUGUAAAAAAAAAAAAAAAAACUAAAAAAAAAACAAACUAACUGUCUAGUGCCGUGUAAGAUAAUUGAUACUCCAUUGUCAACUCAUUUGCUUUAAAAUGCAGGAAAUAACUUGUGUAUCUCUUGUGGAUUGAUUUCUUUAUCAUAGUUUUUCUCUUCAUCAAGGAAGGAUGGUAUGGAUUUUCUUACAUUACUGCAGAAAACUUCAGAAGACAAAGUAGCUCCAGUCGGAUAUAGAGUGCACGGUUGUAAAUUUUCAUCUGCUUCUGCCCUAGACCUGAGGUGCUUCGAGAUGGAAAAGGAGAAAGAAGACAGUUCCUCUCCUAGGGGAGUUUUAGAAGCAUGGAUAAGGGGCUUGGACACUGAAGCUGGUUCUCCCAGCACCAACGUCGCAACACCCAAAACCUCUUCUUCAAAUUCAAAUUCGCAUUCUCGCUGGAGAGUAUUCUUCAAACUGUUGAAGAAAAGCUCUAUAAAAAGGUUACCCUCUUUUCCUCCUCUCACCGUGCCGAAGAUAUCAAGUAGAAAGAGCAGAAGUAUGAGAGAAAACGUAGAUGAAGAUCUCUGUUAUUUCAAGUCUUCCUGGAAGAACUUCACCUUCUCUGACCUCAAAAUCGCGACAAACAAUUUUAGCCAUGAAAAUUUAAUCGGGAAAGGUGGUUAUGCUGAAGUUUACAAGGGCUGUUUGCCAGACGGGCAGCUUGUAGCAAUUAAGCAAGUGAACAAAGGGACAACUGAAGAGCAGACAACAGGCUUUUUAUCUGAGAUCGGCAUUAUUGCUCAUGUAAAUCAUCACAAUACUGCGAAAUUAAUUGGGUUCGGAGUUGAAGGAGGAACAUAUCUUGUUCUUGAGUUAUCUCCUCUUGGGAGCUUAGGAUCACUUCUUCGUGGUUCCAAGGAAAAGCUAGAUUGGGCUGUUAGGUAUAAGAUAGUUCUAGGCAUUGCUGCUGGCCUGAUGUAUCUUCAUGAGAAUUGCCAAAGGCGAAUUAUUCACAGAGACAUCAAGGCUGAUAACAUUCUGCUGACAGAGAAUUUUGAGCCUCAGAUUUGUGAUUUUGGGCUCGCAAAAUGGCUCCCAAAAGACUGGACUCACCACCAUGUUCCAAAAUCUGAAGGUACAUUCGGCUAUUUUGCUCCGGAAUACUUCAUGCAUGGUAUCGUGGAUGAGAAAACUGAUGUGUAUUCUUUCGGGGUGCUUCUUUUAGAGCUGAUUACGGGGCGUGAAGCCUUGGAUGAUUCAAAGCAAAGUCUUGUGCUUUGGGCAAAGCCAUUGAUCAAUGACAAUAGUGUCAAGAAACUUGUUGAUCCUUCUCUUGGUGAUAGUUACAAUCCAGAAGAGAUGGAUUGUGUCAUCUUGACUGCAUCUUUGUGCACAGAGCAAACUCCAAUUCUACGUCCUCGAAUGAGUCAGGUUGUUACACUUCUCAGAGGUGAAAAUUACCCGGAAUGUUCGAAAGAAUGUCAAAAGGGGUCCCUCCAACGAACAUUCUCAGAAGAGAUCUUUGAUGCAGAAGAAUACAACUCAACAAAGUAUUGGAGUGAUCUCAAUCGACAUAAGGAGGUCGCUCUCGGUUUCUGAAAUCAGUUAUCGUAUAUCGAAAACUAGUACAUACGGAUGGUAGAGAUUAGAAGGGGAAGCCCAAGAUGGAACUAAUUUAAAGUGCUUUUUUGUAAAGCAGGUAGCAAAGACUUUGAUUCCAGAUUUUACUCAAGAAACUCCCCCUUAGUUUUGUCUAAUGUGGCGGGUGGCAUUUCAUGAUUUAGGAACUCAAUUUCUGAAAUUUUUGUACAGUAAUUGAAGCACAGUCGGAGUAGCAUGGAAGUUAAUACAGAAACAGAAAAUGAUGAUCUUUCGACUUU